AUGAAUAAUACUCUAUCAUUAUUUCCAGGUGAGAAUUUAUUUUGGUUAAGUAAAUUACCCACAGGAAAUUUAAUUGUUGGUGAAACAAAUGUUAAAAUUCAUAUAAAAGAAGGAUUAACUGUUGAUACAUAUGAAAAUUUAUUAAAAACCAAAAUUGAAUAUUAUAUAAAUCAAUUAAGAAUUCUUAAAAUUGUGAAUACAAAUGAAUCGAAAAAUGAAAUUAAUGAUAUGAUGAAUUAUUUUCAAAAUAUGGAAAGUUCAUUAUUAACAAAUCAAGAUGAUGUGAAAAUACUUCUUAAUGAUUCUAGUUUACGUGCUCGUUUACAAUAUUUAAAAACAUCGAUUAUUCGUAAAAAGAAAUCAUUUGUUAUGCGAAUGUCUCAAAUUGCUAAUGAUGAUAAAGUUUCACAAUUGAAUUCUGCACAACAAGCGGACUAUUUACGUGCAGUUGAUAAUACUUCUAAAAAUGCUCGUGGUUUAGCACGACGUGCUGUUACACAGGGAUUAGAUUUUAAUGAAAUUCUUCGUAAAGAAGUACGAAUUAUGGCUGAACAUAUUCAUGAAUUACAAGAUAUUGAUGAUAAUAAUCAUUUAGUAUCAUUUUUUUCUCAAGAUACGACACUUGGUGGAAUUCGUACUGUUUGUCAAUUAGUUACGGAUAAUAUGCUAGAUGAUAUUGAUGCAAAUGAUAUUUUACGAAUGAUAAAUAUAGUUGGAGUAGGUUGUUCAGGUCCAAUUGGUGAAUUUCCUGAUCCGAUGACAUGGAGAGUUAAUGAAAUCUAUGUAGGUUGUUAUGUUAGUUUAUCCGAUGUUUUAACAGCUUUUAUGCAAUCACAAGGUCGAUCAUUACAAGCACCAGCUAUAAAUAAAGAUAUUACAAAUGUUAUUCCUAUUAUUGAAGAUGAACGUAUUGCAAAAUUUUUACAAAAAUAUGCACCUUCAUUAUUAGAAUAUACUUGUUCAAUUGGUAUGCGACGCUUAUUAGCCGAUGUUCCAAUGACUGCUGGUUAUACUAUAUGUGCUGGUGUUUGGAAAUUAAUUGAAGAUUUAAAUAUAAAUAAAUCCGAAAUACAUUUAAAAACUUUUAAUGAAGUAGUUAAAACAUAUGAAAUUGUUGUUGGUAAUUAUUUUCAACAUAUAAUGCCUUAUAUUAAACAACAACAAAAUAAUCAACUAUCUUAUUAUAUUGCAAAUAAUGGAACAACAAAUAUGAUAAGUCCAUUUAUUAAAUUAUAUCGUGAAAAUGAUACAGCAAAAUUAGAACAAAUACCAAAAAUUUUACGAGCUUUAUAUACUUAUGAAAUUUGGCAAGCCAUUCGACGACAAUAUAAAAAUCGUGAUGAUUCAGAUCAAAUUGCACAAAAAAUGCUUGAUCAAUUAAUUGGACUUGAUUUAAAUAAAUAUAAAACAUCAUUACAACCAUCAUUUGAAGUUGAACCAUCAUUAAAUGAAAUACAAUUUCAUGACCAAAUACAUACGGAUGAAAUAUAUUUAGAUGAAUUACUCAAAACAGUUUAUUAUGUUGAUUAUAUUACUUUAUUACCUAAAUAUAUAUCUGCUGUUAUUAAUAAUAAUAUUGAUAGUAUGAAAAAUAUUCCGACAAUUAAUGAAAAAUUUAUUUGUGAAGAAUUACAAAUCAAUUAUGAUUUAAAAACGUUUAAAUUUUAUAAUGUUUUUCAAGCACUUGUAUAUACUAGUAAAGCUAGUCGUGUUGAUAGUGAUAAUGAAGUAAUGAAAAUGAUUGAUUUAGUUGAUGAACAAGCAGCAAAAAAAGUUGUACAAGAUUAUAUACGAAAACGAUUUGAAAAUCAAUAUGCAACUGAUUUAGCAUUAAAAGGACGUUCAGAACGUACAGAAUUAUCUACAAUUUUAGUUCAAUCAAUUCUACAAGCAACGGAUCAUAGUCAAGUAGUUCAAUUAAUGCGAGAAGGUUUAACUCGUGGUAAAAUUCAAUUAGCGAUAGCAAAUUCUUCAAGUUUAGGAUUUAUUGAAUUAAAAAAUAAAUUAUUAGAUUUAAAUGAAAAUGUUCCACGACGUUUAGAUAUUAUUAAAAUAUUUUUAUUAGGAAGAGAUUAUAAACAAAAUGAUGAACCUGUUUGGAAUAAUGGAAAUGUUUUAUUUACACCUGAUUUACGUGAAUUUGAAAAUAUUUUCAAUACAUUAGGUUUUGAUGGUGAAUGGGCAAAAAUAAAAGAAGAAUAUAUGAAACGUAAUUUACAUGUUUAUCGAGAUGGAUUUAAUCGACAUGGACAUGGUAAUACAAAACCAUCGUAUUGGGCAUAUGGAUAUAUGACAUUACAAAUGUAUAAAGAUACGAUUUCGCCUGAAGAAUUUCAAGAAUAUUGUAAAAUUCAUCAUGAUUGUUGUGGAGUUUCAUCAUUUUCGAGUCUAUUAACAUAA
Molecule: messenger RNA, 2400 nt
Organism: Adineta steineri
Lineage: Eukaryota; Metazoa; Rotifera; Eurotatoria; Adinetida; Adinetidae
Source: the annotation of a GenBank genome assembly